CCUACCACCGUCAAUUGCGCCUCGCUUGUCCACUUUCUACAGUACACCAUCUCAUCCGUCUUACACACAAAAGUCCACACCAUGUCCACCCGGAAGCGCACCCGUGACGAGGAGGACGAGGAGGAGCUCGUCUCCCUCCCCGAAGACGACGAUGGAGAAGAGGAAGAAGAGUAUGUCUCCACCGGCGACGAGGAUGAAAACGAUGAUGACGACGACGGAGAAGAGGAGGAAGAGGAAGACGAGGGCGACGAAGAGGAAGAGGGAGACGCCGAAGAAGCGGCUGAGCCUGCGGAUGCCCCAGUGAACGGCAAGCAGCCGCCACACAAGAAGCGCAAGACCGCUGACGAAGGCGAGGAAGCCAACGGCGACGUCGCCAAAGAGCAGGAGAAGGAAGAGCAGGAAGAAGAAGAAGAAGAAGAAGAGAAGGCCGAAGAGGAAGAGAAGGGAGAAGACGCAGCAGAGGCCGACGCCGAAGAGGCCGACGUGCCCGAAGCCGAAGAGGAGACGGCCGAUGCGUCUGCCCCGGCCAAGGCCGUCAAGGCUCCCGAGGCGGCCAAGGCGACGGAGGCGACGGACACGCCAGAGCCCAAGGCGGUGACUGCUGGAGGCGACGAGUAAAAGGAACUCUUUCAGAUGUCUUUCGGUUUUUGGCCUUCCUUUGUUUCGGGGUCGGCGACACAGGGAUUACCUGGUGGUUUACUGGCUAUAAUGAGUGUCAUCUACCAGUCAUGUACGUUGGCAUUUUGAAUGCAAGGUGAUGCCGGAACAACUCGAUAGUCCAUUAGUUGGAU
Trichoderma reesei QM6a is the source of this 791-nucleotide messenger RNA. RefSeq lists its product as uncharacterized. The transcript is spliced from 3 exons. Bases 82 to 618 code for a protein of 178 amino acids. NCBI's taxonomy places the organism in Eukaryota, Fungi, Ascomycota, Sordariomycetes, Hypocreales, Hypocreaceae. The record is from RefSeq and is a predicted model, not a curated record.